Messenger RNA from Eptesicus fuscus (big brown bat), 737 nucleotides. It is a transcript of the gene PPP3R2, whose product is annotated as protein phosphatase 3 regulatory subunit B, beta. The record is from RefSeq and is a predicted model, not a curated record. The transcript has a single exon. Lineage: Eukaryota; Metazoa; Chordata; Mammalia; Chiroptera; Vespertilionidae. The coding region runs from base 83 to 595 and encodes 170 amino acids. Gene Ontology annotation, molecular function: calcium-dependent protein serine/threonine phosphatase regulator activity; calcium ion binding.
CCUCCCUCGGCGCAACGGUCCCCGCAGGAGCCGGGCGCCCACCGCCCCCCGCAACCCCCUGCGAGCCGGCCGGGCGCCCAGGAUGGGGAAUGAGGCGAGCUACCCCGCGGAGAUGGGCUCCCACUUUGACCACGAGGAGAUUAAAAGGCUGGGCAAGCGGUUCAAGAAGCUGGACGUGGACUCCUCGGGCGCCCUGAGCGCGGACGAGCUGCUGUCGCUGCCCGAGCUGUGGCACAACCCGCUGGCGCAGCGGGUGUUCGAGGUGUUCGACGCGGACGGCGACGGCGAGGUGGACUUCGAGGAGUUCGUCGCGGGGACCUCCCAGUUCAGCCUCAGGGGGGACGAGGAGCAGAAGCUGAGGUUUGCUUUCAACGUCUACGACAUGGACAAGGACGGCUACAUCUCCAACGGGGAGCUGUUCCAGGUGCUGAAGAUGAUGGUGGGCAACAACAUGCAGGACUGGGAGCUGCAGCAGGUGGUGGACAAAAGCAUCAUCAUCCUGGACACGGACGGCGACGGGAGGCUCUCCUUCGAGGAGUUCCGAGCCGCCGUGUGGGACCUGGAGGUCCACAAGCAGCUGGUGGUGGAUGUGUGAGCUUUGGGGAAGAGCGCCACCCAGCGGUGACCUUGACGUCUCUCACUCUUUCAAGGUCAGCUCAGGACGCCCAGCCGCCACGGCCUUUCUGACUCACUCGGAAGUGUUUUCUCUUUGUAAAGCCGCAUUUUCUGACACCAAC